AUGUUACGUCUAAGGGAGAUAACUUCGAAAUCUGAUUUGAAUGUUUUCCCUUACAGUGCUUCGUUCAUAUUUUUUGAACAAUAUGUAAUGGUGUUACCAAGUACCCUGCAGACAAUGGGUAUUGCAGUAGCUUGUAUGUUUGUUAUUACUAUUUUGUUUAUGCCCCACCCUAUCAUGGUAACAUUGGUCACCCUUAAUAUGUUAAGUAUCUUGGCAGGAAUUUUAGGUUUCCUUUACUACUGGGAUUUAUCAUUAAGUUCUAUCACUAUGAUACAUUUAAUCAUGAGUGUGGGAUUUUCUGUAGAUUUCAGUGCCCAUGUUUGCCAUGGUUUCAUUUCCUCGGAUUCAGUAUCCAGACAUGAGAGAACUAAAGAUGCAUUAAGAGAGUCGGCUGCACCAAUUUUAAAAGGAGGAAUAUCAUCUCUGCUUGGCAUAUGUACUCUUAUUUGGUCCUCCUCUUACGUCUUCAGAUCCUUUUUCAAAAUUAUGGUCUUGGUCAUAACUUUUGGCUUAGCUCAUUCUCUGUUGCUAUUACCAGUUGUUUUGUCUAUAUGUGGUCCAAAGAAAUCACAAGUUAUAGGAGCAGAAAAAGAAGAAAAACGAGAAGAAGAAAAGGGAGAAACGAGUCAAGUGGUCUAA
Lottia gigantea (owl limpet) is the source of this 639-nucleotide messenger RNA. RefSeq lists its product as hypothetical. Gene Ontology annotation, molecular function: transmembrane transporter activity. Lineage: Eukaryota; Metazoa; Mollusca; Gastropoda; Lottiidae. The coding region runs from base 1 to 639 and encodes 212 amino acids. Gene Ontology annotation, cellular component: membrane. The record is from RefSeq and is a predicted model, not a curated record. Gene Ontology annotation, biological process: transmembrane transport. The transcript has a single exon.